This is a messenger RNA of Dicentrarchus labrax (European seabass), 2649 nucleotides long. RefSeq names its product neuronal acetylcholine receptor subunit non-alpha-2-like. Bases 259 to 1722 code for a protein of 487 amino acids. Gene Ontology annotation, cellular component: neuron projection; postsynaptic membrane; synapse. Gene Ontology annotation, molecular function: transmembrane signaling receptor activity; acetylcholine-gated monoatomic cation-selective channel activity. The transcript has 6 exons. Gene Ontology annotation, biological process: chemical synaptic transmission; signal transduction; monoatomic ion transmembrane transport. The record is from RefSeq and is a predicted model, not a curated record. NCBI's taxonomy places the organism in Eukaryota, Metazoa, Chordata, Actinopteri, Moronidae.
GCCACUCGCUGACCGCCGGUCGCCUCCACCGGAGUCACAGCAUACGGACCACCGGCCACAUGCGACCUCACACCGGGUCCCUGCUCUUUGUGAAACCGCAACAUAGAGCUCGUUUUCCGCAUCUUAUCUUUGAGUACUACUGAUGGGAACCUCGGUGUCUUCUCCAUCUCGGUGUGCGCACUGUGCUCCUCUCCAUCCGAAUAGCCGAUAGUAACAGGAGGCUGCAGGGGCGCUCAGUCGGACCAGGAGGACAACACCAUGAAGUUGGCGGUCCUCUUCCUCCUCCUCUUCCUCUUGUCGGUGUCCUGCCCGCUGUCCCUCGCCGACAUCCCCGCUCCAAGUGAGUUUGUCUCCUUGGCGGAGAUGGAGGACGCACUGCUGAGGAACCUUUUCCAAGGCUACCAGCGCUGGGUCAGGCCCAUCCAGCACGCCAACGACACUAUUAAAGUACGCUUCGGACUCAAGAUCUCGCAGCUAGUUGAUGUGGAUGAGAAGAACCAGCUAAUGACAACUAACGUUUGGUUGUGUCAGGAGUGGAUCGAUUACAAGCUACGAUGGAAUCCAGAGAAAUACGGGGGAAUCACUUCUAUCAGAGUUCCUUCUGAAAAUAUCUGGCUCCCAGACAUCGUCCUCUAUGAGAAUGCUGAUGGGCGGUUUGAGGGCUCCCUGAUGACCAAAGCCAUUGUCAGGUACAAUGGUGCCAUCACCUGGACGCCACCUGCUAGUUACAAAUCCGCCUGCACUAUGGACGUCACCUUCUUCCCCUUUGACCGCCAGAACUGCACCAUGAAGUUUGGCUCCUGGACAUACGAUGGCAACAUGGUGGACCUGAUUCUGAUAGACAAACAAGUAGAUCGGAAGGACUUCUUUGAUAAUGGAGAGUGGGAGAUCCUCAGUGCCACUGGUGCCAGAGGGAACAGGAAGGACGGCAUGUAUUCGUACCCGUUCUUAACGUACUCCUUCAUUCUGAAGAGGUUGCCAUUGUUCUACACCCUCUUCCUCAUCAUCCCUUGUUUGGGUUUGUCCUUUCUGACUGUGCUGGUGUUUUACCUUCCCUCAGAUGAAGGAGAGAAGCUGUCACUCUCUACCUCUGUCCUAGUGUCGCUCACUGUGUUCCUCCUGGUCAUAGAAGAAAUCAUCCCCUCCUCCUCCAAGGUGAUCCCGCUCAUUGGAGAGUACUUGCUGUUCAUCAUGAUCUUUGUCACACUCUCAAUCAUCGUCACCGUCUUUGUCAUCAACGUGCACCACCGCUCUUCAGCCACCUACCACCCCAUGUCGCCGUGGGUUCGUAAUCUCUUCCUGCAGAAACUGCCGAGGUUGCUCUGCAUGCGUGGGCACACCGAUCGCUACCACUACCCAGAGCUGGCUCCUGAAAGCCCUGAGCUGAAGCCUCGCUCUGGAGGUCGGAGAGGAGGCCACAGGGCGAACAGCGGGGCCCACGGACAGACAACUUCUGAGGGCAAGGAGGACGAGGUCUGGGAGACCAUGCUGGAUAAGGCUAUCUACUCAGUGCGCUACAUCAGCAGACAUAUCCGCAAGGAACACUUUAUCCGUGAGGUGGUACAAGACUGGAAGUUUGUGGCCCAGGUCCUGGACAGGAUCUUCCUGUGGGCUUUCCUCACCGUCUCAGUACUGGGCACUAUCCUCAUCUUCACUCCUGCUCUGCGGAAGUUUAUGAAAGUCCUUCCUCCAGCUGCAAGUGAGGAUCCACCUUCAAACUAGUAGCAAUAACACACCCUUUCACAGGCAACUGAUGAUCCACCUUCAAGAAUCUAUAAAACAUUUGUUACCACAGAGCAGGAGGAAGUCACUACAGGUGCUUUUUAAAGGACAACUUUGGUUAGGCUUCUAGAUCCGCUCAAUGUGUGUAUCUUAGUAAAAAUUGGUGCAACCUGUGUUAAAUGCCGAAGUCAUAAAACUGCAGAUUCUACACCUAGUGGCUUUAAGUAGCAAGCAGCUAUCAGUUCACUAGAUUACACAUGCUGGUAAUUUUAAAGAUGUAUUUAAGAUAAAAUUAAAUAAAGGAUUAAAACAAACCCACCCAACUUUAUUCAGCGUAAAAUUAAACUACAAAAUGUUUUAUGAAUGGUUUGAUUUAUGUACUUGGCUGACUGAUUAUUGUUUUUCACCUGGCUGCCACAAAUUUUCUAGGAUAGUACAGUUAAAAAAAAACAUAACAAUUUAAAAUUCCUGAUGUCAAGCUAUUACUUUAACUAUAUGUUCUUGUUAUACAUAACUGCCACAAUAAUCAGAGUGAGAAAUAGUUGUUCUUAUCACAUACCUGAAGCACAAAAUACCUCUUACUCCAACUAUAUUACGCUAAGCAUAUGUUAGGGGAAUAAAGUAAUUAAAUGACUGGUCAGAACUCUAUUGUGUGAUGUAUGUGUAUCUGAACAGCUUGUACUGACUUUCUGUUAAAUACUGUGUCUUUGCCUUUAUCGCCCUCCUCAAAUACAAAAGUUGUUAGAUUUUGGUCACUGCUGUUAGUAAAACCAGAUCAACAUAAUAAACUGUGCAAUAAAUAAAUGACUGAAUAAAAGACUUAAUGGAAAUUACUUGACAUUUUUCUUAAAUUACCAAUCCUCAAAAGUACAGAAUUUGUAUUGUUCGGAUGUACUUUAUCCCACUAAUAAAGUUGUUUUAAAUACA